This is a messenger RNA of Spirometra erinaceieuropaei, 2692 nucleotides long. The record is from the annotation of a GenBank genome assembly. Lineage: Eukaryota; Metazoa; Platyhelminthes; Cestoda; Diphyllobothriidea; Diphyllobothriidae.
AUGGACGUUGAAGACCAUGUCGGUGGUUCCGCGGUGACGUCGGAAGCCACACUGGCUUUCCGAGAGAAGUCUGUGUUCCAGAUGGCCACUGAGACGAUUGAGAAGGAUGCGAGCGAAGACCUUCCUGACGAUAUUGAACAACGGGAUUUCUCCAUGAUUACCACAGAACUGUCGGUUUCCCUUUUCGUUUGUAGAGAUGGACGAUUUUCACGCCAUUGAAAUCCCGGGGAACCUGUCCUUGGCGCCACAUCUCCUGGGAUAUCGUGACAGAGUGCCCAUCAGACGGGGGCCGCCGUAAUUGUAGACUUCAGUUGGGAUCGCGUCGAACACCAUCGCCCUUCGGUUGGACAGCUAGUGCAGGGAUCUGACGGCUUCCGGGAGGGAAGGAAGAAGGUGCAGUUUGUUGUUCCUUUCCGCCGGCGGGAGCCGGUUGAUGGUGGCGUAGGAGAUCGUGGGUUGGCAGUUGAAGGCAUUUCUGAAGUUCUCAAUCCAGUGCUUCAGAAUCAGCGAUUUCGUCGUCUGGAGUGUUGCCCUGUCGGAGCUGAGAUGUGACGCGGCUCCUUUGCUUGUGAGGCUGUAGACCAUCUUGAUUGAUUCGAAGAAUUUUCUCGUUUAAUUGUGGUCCACGUACAUUUGGGUCUCCUCGACUCAGCGAUCCAUACAGGUGGCGACAUCCGGAGUAGGCGGCUUUGGUUGCGUCGGUACUCCCUGUUCAUGUAUGCCUUGUGCACUCUUUUCCUUUCCGUCGGUAGGUUACUGAUCUCCGUUUCAUCUCCAAACCUGCUCUGGUGUUGACGUGUGCGAACGAGGACGGUUAGGGCGAUGGAAUCUUAUGGUUGACACCACCGCUCUCCACAGCGGACCCAUCGUCCGACACUUGUAGGUCUUUCACUCACUUACUCAACUGUUGCUAAAAUCGAAGUGGUCAGCAAGCACAUUAAACAGAACAAUAUUUUAAAUGUGUGAAAAUCCCCAUCACUAUAUUCAGAAGAGAGAGUGGCGAGUGAACGUUCCUUUCGGUAAAUUCUCAUCAGGCCAAUACAAUUACAUAGGGCGGGGUAGAGUGAGUGAUUGCCUUGUGGUCUCCUGUAUGGUCGCAGUCGAAGCCUCAUCUAGGAAAAGACGAGACGAUGAUCCGUUCAGUCAUUGGCGCCAAAGACCACCUUGGUCACCAACGCGUCCUGUCGAUCUCGCCUCCAGACAAGAACGUAGUCCAGCAGCUGUCAGCGCCGCGAUCUGCGUGCAUCCAGGUUGUCUAUUCCCGCGUUGGAAUGUUGAUGAAAGUGUUUGUCAGCAGGAGACGAUGCUCUGUAAGUUUUACAGGAGGAGGAGAAGGGGAAGGAGGAGACUGCUGUCGUUGCAGCCGCCUACUCUCUCGGGAACCAGCACUCUCUCUCAGGCAGCGUGGUCUGCCCCGACGCGGACAAUUAGCUUGUUCGCCUUUGGCAUCUCUAACGGCCUCAGGGAGACGAUCCCACCCGACAGUAGGGACCACUGCUGUUGGAAGCUUUGCCAAUCUCCACACUCGCCAUUUGUUUCUCUGGGACCGUAUCGCUGUCGCCAAAUUCCUUGUAGACACUGGUGCCGAGGUUAGCGUGGUUCCACCAACGCCGGUCGAACGCAAACACUGCAGCUCUUUUUGCCAGCAGCUGCCAAAAACUCCAGUGCCCCACCUUUGGAAAGCGCUCCAUCACACUUGAUUCGGGCCUUCGUCGGAUCUUCCGAUGGGUUUUCAUUAUUGCCGACGUUUUCGUCGCCCUCAUAGGUGCCGAUUUCCUAGCUCACUUCAAUUUAAUGGUUGGUGUGAGGAAUAGCGGGCUCGUCGACUGCAUCACCAACCUUCAUGUCCGUUGUCCAUCCGAUUUGAACCCCUGCGUCAACCCCCUCACUCUUAUGCCCAUAUCUGACUGUCCCCUCCACUUACUCCUCGGGCAGUUGCCCCGCCCGACCAUCCCCUCAUUUCGUGAAGUGGAUAUCAGACACACAGUCACCCACCACAUUUCCACCAGUGGACCUCCCAAAUCUUGCCGACCAUGUCGGCUUGCUUCGGAACGUUCAAAGAUUGUCAAGGCAGAGUUCGAACAAAUGCCUGAGCUCGGCAUCAUCCGACAGUCCGACAGCUGUUUGUCUUCACCUCUCCAUCUUAUCCCAAAGAAGAGCGGCGACCGUGUGGUGAUUAUCGGGCGUUGAACUCAGUGACUGUCCGCGACCAGUAUCCCGCCCCGAACAUCCAAGGCUUCACUCUUUCGCUGUAUGGUAAGCGGAUAUUCUCCAAAAUUGAACAAUCGAGGCCAGUGGUGUGCCAAAAACUGCAGUGACCACUCCUUUUGGGAUGUUCGAAUUCACUUGUAUGCCCUUUGGAGUGAGGACUGCCACUCAAACUUUUCAGCGAUUCAUUUAUCAGGUUCUGCAAGGUCUCGAUUUCGUCUACGCCUACAUUGAUGAUUUGUUGGUGACUAUCUCUGACGAUGCUGAACACAAGGUUCAUCUUCGACAACUCUUCGAGCGACUCGACUCCUUCAGCAUUUUAAUCAAUGCUGUUAAAUGCGAGUUUGGAGUACCCAGCCUAAUUUUUCUGGGUCACGAAGUGGACUCUGGUGGGAUAAAACCCGUGCCUGAAAAGGUUUCAGCCCUAUCAACGUUCCCCGUUUCCACAGCUAUCACCAACUACGUCGCUUCUUGGGGAUGGUGA